Messenger RNA from Cuculus canorus (common cuckoo), 1412 nucleotides. It is a transcript of the gene CCDC172, whose product is annotated as coiled-coil domain containing 172. The record is from RefSeq and is a predicted model, not a curated record. The transcript has 8 exons. Lineage: Eukaryota; Metazoa; Chordata; Aves; Cuculiformes; Cuculidae. Gene Ontology annotation, cellular component: cytoplasm. Bases 639 to 1412 code for a protein of 257 amino acids.
UGCAGCCUCUUCAGGUACUGGAAGGUCGUGAAUGUCCCCUCAGAGCCUUCGCUUCUCCAGGCCGAACGACCCCAGCUCUCUCAGCCUGUCAUCCUUGUAUGGGAGGUGCUCCAGCCCUUGGCUCAUUUUCAUAAUAAAGAAUUAAAUAAAUAUUAAAAUAAUAAUAAUAAAUAUUUUUUUUAAAAAGAGAUAAAUUAAGUCAGAGCAGCCAGACCGAAACCCUCCCGACCCUGAGUCAGAACCAAUGUUUCACAAGUAUGCAUGUUUUAUAAGAUAAUGAGCAUCGGCUGCCUUUUCCCCAGGCAAAUCUUCCUUGUCCUGCUGGUCCUGGUUCUCUCCUGCUUGUUUCCAUCUUCAGUGUUUCCCAGCCAGUCGUCCACACUUCCCUUUGCUUGAGGUUCGCUCUCCCUCCCCUCUCUUUCUGCUUCCCACAUUCUGCUCUAUCACAUCUUCCUCCUCAGCCGUGUCCCAUCUACCACCGCUGUUUCCCUCUGGGGUUUCUUUCCCAAUCCAGAGGGCAGAGUCAGGGCCCGGUGGGGUGCAGAGCCCUGAGGGAAGGCCAAGCCUCACCUUCCUCACCAGCUUUCACCAACCCCCCCUCCACGCAGCGAUCCCACGGACUCCGCAAGAAGGCAGAAAUGAACCUGGACGCUCUGUUCCAGCAAAUACAGCUCACAGAGAAGCAGGCAGGGGAGAAGAGGCGCCUCAUCCAACAAGCUAAACUUGACAUAAACAGAAAUUAUGAAAAAAUUAACGAAAUGAAGGAAGAGCUGAGCACCGCAAAAAUGAAAUUAGAAACUAGGGUUCAGUAUCUAUCUGAAAAACAGUUCUGCUUAGAAAUUCUGAAGAAACAUGAAGACAGCUUGGAAAAACAGAAAGAUGAGCUUAUUAAUCAGAAAAAGGGUCUCCUUAAAAUUUUGACAGAUGCAAAGAAAAAAGCAACUGAAGAGCAAGAUAAUUUUAUUAGAGAAGUAACAGAGUUUAACAAUGAGUAUGGGCUAACCAGUAAUAGGGAUCUUCUGAUUAAAAAAAAAGUCAAGACUGAAAUAAAUGAUUUAGAGAAUGAGGCAGCUCUGUUGGAAAAAGAAAUGGAGUCAAUGGAACAUAAAAAUGUUCAGUUAAAUGCACUCCAGCUGCAGAAGAAGGAAUUAAAGCAGUAUUUAUUUACCCUCCAAAGUGAACUCAAAGACCUUGAGAAAGUAAUCACGGAGGCUGAAAGAACAACAAAAGAUUUAGAAGCAGAAAAAGUCCAAGUCACUGAAAGACCUCAGACUGAUCCUGAAUGUUUAAGGCUUAAGAAAGAACUUGAAAAUUGCAAAGACGAAGACUGGGAAAGUAUCUGUGAGACUCUUCGAACAGAAAUAGAAAUCCUGCAAAUGAACCUAUCACAAAAAAAGUCUUCAGGCAAGUGA